CUUUUCAGCACAUUGUCCUUGGCCAGAUGCCACAGGAGCCGCUGACCCAGUGACCUCACUUUGCUCUGCUCAGACUGCACUCCUAUCCACGGGGCGCUGAGGCAGGAGGAGGAAAGUGCUGUAAACUCAGUAAGCUCUUGGCCAGUGGGGCCCUAGAGCCCUGCCCAGGCCCCACGGGGUGUGGCCCUGAGUCCAGGAACCCCCGCCCCUCAUGUCCCCUCAACCUCUGUGGUGUUUUAUAAAGCAAAGGGGCCCCGGAAGGAGGCAGGAGGAAGGAGGGGGUCACGCGUGUCAGCCCUGAGCACUGAAACUGCCCCCACAGGUCCUGGAAUCCUCCCUGUAUCCAAGACUGCCUCCGCUUCCGUCAGUGCUCCCCGCGGUCCCCGGUCCUGGGCCUGGAGGGCUGCUUGGGGCAGGCAGCAAUGGCCACUGGGUCUCUGAUCUGCAGCAGGAGACACAGGGAGGCUUGGGCCUCUGAACCCACAUAGAGCAGAACUGCAGCCCCAAGAAAGGGAAGAUUUCAGCAGAGGAGGCCUGUGGCAAGAGAGGUGAGGGCUUGAGGGGCCCCCUGUGGGGCCUGGAGUGUGGAGGCCCAUCGGGGGCCUGGCAGGGACCCCGAACCAAUAGUGAGGUCCUGCAACUGCUGGCGUAAGGUGAGGAGACUCCCAGGUCUAGUAAAGUUCACAGGGGCCUCUGACUCCCCUCCAAGAGGAAGCUGGAGUCACAUGACGCUGUCCUGCCGGGGUCCUGGAGAGAAGGCUCCUUAUCCCACAGUGCGUCCGCCCGCCCUGAAUGUAUAACUUCACGUUCAGAAAUUUGUUACCCCCUCCUCAGACCUCACACAAUUCACAAAUUUCCAAGCAGGAAACAAACUUCUAAGAAAGCAGAACCCCUGAGUCCAGCAGGUCCAGGAGCCCGAGAAGACCUAAGACCUGCCAGAGACGGUGCCCGGCAUCCAGACGUCACUCCACAAAUGGUCGUGUAAGAGAGCAGGAACCACACUUCCCAAGCCUUCGUCACCACCAAAAACAUCAGCUUCCCGGAAACCUGAGCCAUGAUCAAGGAGGAGCACGGUGUGAAGUCAGCCGUGACCCACAUCCGCAGCGAGACCUCCGUGCCCGACCAUGUCAUCUGGUCCCUGUUCAACACCCUCUUCGUGAACCCCUGCUGCCUGGGCUUCAUAGCAUUCGCCUACUCUGUGAAGUCUAGGGACAGGAAGACGGUGGGCGACCUGACUGGAGCCCAGGCCUGUGCCUCCACCGCCAAGUGCCUGAACAUCUGGGCCCUGACUGUGGGUAUCCUUGUGACAAUUGCACUCACCAUCCUUUCACCAGUAGUUCUGUGAUAAUAUUCCAAGCAAUUUCUCAGAUGACAAAGAAUCUCCAAGGCCAGUAGUAGCGCCCAGGUACUCGCCAUCCACUGCUGGUCCUGCCCCCGGAGCCGCGUC
Macaca mulatta (Rhesus monkey) is the source of this 1447-nucleotide messenger RNA. Its product is annotated as interferon-induced transmembrane protein 3-like. Gene Ontology annotation, cellular component: plasma membrane. The record is from RefSeq and is a predicted model, not a curated record. Lineage: Eukaryota; Metazoa; Chordata; Mammalia; Primates; Cercopithecidae. Gene Ontology annotation, biological process: host-mediated suppression of symbiont invasion; response to interferon-alpha; negative regulation of viral genome replication.